AUGCCGACUGCUGCCGCCUCCGCCUCUAUGGGCCGCAAGCGCCCUGCUUCGUAUUCCACUGCCCCCAAGAACAAGAAGCUCAAGACCAAAUCCAGGGUCGACCGCGGCGAGACACGCCCGGCACCUUGUCCCACUUGCGUCCGGCGCCUCGCCCGCGAUCCUGACGCUGAGUUAUGCGCCGACCAGCUGAGCUCAGGCACUCGCUGUGCCCAGUGCGCCGACAGCAGCCACUCUUGUCCUGGGCCUAUUGACGAUAAUAUCAUGCCAUACUACUAUGAGCUUGUAGCUACUGCUGCGGCCUAUAACAACGUGACUACCAGCACUGCUAUAGAGGAGGCUGAUGCUGUGAGCGCAUUUCACCUGCUCGCUAGCUGCUCAUGCGCUGCGCUGUUGCUGAUUGGUUAUAGCUCGAGGCCGCCUACCGCAUCGCCGCCGGUAAUGCAGGGCGUGUCUUGCGGACUUACGGGUCCGGUGCCUCUGCUGUUCCCCCGCGUGCUCCGCCCGCGUCCAAUGUUCCCGCGACCCCUUCUCAACCACCGGAGCCCCCAGGGCCUGCGUCCGCGCCCUCGCCUACCGCUGACUCCACUACUGCCCCCGUGCAGGUUACGUUGCUCGGCCCCGCUCACGCGGAACGCUUCGUCUCAGCGUUCGAGGCCAUGUCUCGCGCAGUGGUCUCUUAUCUUGCUGUCCAGGAGCGCAUUGCUGAGGAGCAGGCUAACGAGUGAAACGGCGAGGAAGAUAAGUAGGGUGAACCAUGGCUCCCAUACCGUCCCAAUCGCCUGGAUCCUGCUCGUGUGUGCCCCGGCCUUCUGA
Messenger RNA from Colletotrichum truncatum, 813 nucleotides. The record is from RefSeq and is a predicted model, not a curated record. Lineage: Eukaryota; Fungi; Ascomycota; Sordariomycetes; Glomerellales; Glomerellaceae.